Messenger RNA from Scleropages formosus (Asian bonytongue), 1759 nucleotides. RefSeq names its product solute carrier family 38 member 11 (gene slc38a11). Gene Ontology annotation, molecular function: L-amino acid transmembrane transporter activity. The record is from RefSeq and is a predicted model, not a curated record. Gene Ontology annotation, cellular component: membrane. Gene Ontology annotation, biological process: amino acid transmembrane transport. NCBI's taxonomy places the organism in Eukaryota, Metazoa, Chordata, Actinopteri, Osteoglossiformes, Osteoglossidae. The transcript has 12 exons. Bases 106 to 1572 code for a protein of 488 amino acids.
GCGCGUCGCGCGCCGGCAUGGCGAUCGCGUAGGCGGGUUCAGCCACUCCGCUGCCUCCUCUUCUUCUCCGUCGACGGCCGCCGAGAUGCCAGUGAAAGUGCUUUGAUGUCCCCGCACCCCCGACGGCUGUACCUCGCUCUCUGUAAAUCCAGCAUGGAGGGCGAAAGUGGGUCCGAUCAGCAGACGGAGACGCGCGGCGCGACUCAGAAGAGCGACACAGAUGAUUAUAGAAAAGCGUUGCUUUCCUCGCAAAAGAAUAGUCCUGGAGGAGCGGCAGGAAGGAGUUCCAUACCAUCAGCCUGCUUCAAUUUCACAAACUCCAUCAUCGGCUCCGGAAUUAUAGGUCUCCCCUACUCUAUGAAGCAGGCAGGCCUUCCUUUGGGGAUGAUUCUGCUCAUCAUAACUGCCUGUAUUACCGACUACACAAUCAUACUGAUGAUUAAAGGUGGCAAUCUCUCAGGAGCUUGGAGUUACCAGUCUUUAGUACAAAAUACUUUUGGCUUUACUGGAUAUUUAAUUCUGUCUGCUUUACAGUUUUUGUAUCCAUUUAUUGCAAUGAUCAGCUACAACAUCAUCACGGGUGAUACACUGACCAAAGUAUUCCAGAGAAUACCUGGAGUUGGUCCAGGUCAUAUUUUGGCAGACAGGCACUUUCUGAUAUUAAUUACAACCGUACUCUUCACGUUGCCUCUAUCUCUUUAUCGCGACAUAUCAAAACUUGGGAAGGUGUCACUGCUCUCUGCAGUGCUGACUCUUGCCAUACUUGUCACUGUCAUUAUCAGAGCAGCAACACUCGGACCAAAAAUACCACCUGUGGAGAAUGCGUGGGCUUUCGCCCACUGGAAUGCAGUUCAAGCUAUGGCUGUCAUGUCCUUCGCCUUCAUUUGUCAUCAUAACAGCUUUCUGAUCUACAGCUCCUUGGAGGAGCCGACCCUCACAAACUGGUCUCACGUCACGCACGUGUCAGUUGGCUCCUCUGCGUUUGUCAGUUUGCUGUUUGCAGUGGCAGGCUAUGCCACGUUCACAGGGUACACACAGGGUGAUAUAUUUGAAAACUACUGCCGGAGUGAUGACCUGGCCACGUUUGCUCGCUUCUGCUAUGGAAUCAGUAUAAUAACAACAUUUCCCCUUGAAUGUUUUGUGACACGGGAGGUGGUGUCAAAUGUGUUUUUUAAUGGCGUGCUCACCAAUAUUUCCCAUAUUGCUGUUACCAUGGUGAUAAUAGCAGUGUCCACGGCAAUAUCCCUUUCCUAUGAUUGUCUGGGCAUUGUUCUAGAAUUAAAUGGUGUGCUGAGUGCUAUCCCCCUGAUCUUUAUCAUCCCUUCUGCGUGCUAUCUCAAGCUGGCGGGUGGGCGGUGGUUUCAAGGGAAUAACCUCGUGUCCUGCAUCAUCCUGCUGGUGGGCAUGUUUAUCAUGAUCGUUGGAUUGAUCAUGACGGUCAUGUACCCGCAGGACUGUUCUCACGGAGCAGAGAUGCCCUACUGCUCCGCAAACUUCACCGUCCCAAAUGCAACACUGUUCAGUAACGGACAGCAGAGCGUCAACCUCACUCAGAAAAAAGGCAUUUUUUAAGUACCAGUGGCAGUCACAGUUGUUGCGACUCACUGUGGUUUGGUGCUGCUUUUUCCGCAUCUACAAUAACCAGAUGCAGACUUUUACGAUAUACUGAUUAAAUGAGUCAGUGUCUCUCCAUUGUCUUUCCUGUAUUGUUUAGAUUUCAUAGUUGGGUUUUAUAAAUGAAGCAACAUGUAUGUAGACA